AUGUGGUAUCUGGCGGACGAGAUGAGCGACGUGUUUCACGAGCCCCCUUCCCCUCACCGGAUCAACUUCUACUUCGUCGACGUCCCGUCCUGGUUCGACCUGUCGCUCACCGAUUUGCGCAAAGACGAUCCUCGGCGUCUGGACCAAGUAUUGACCAAGCCGAACACAUCCUACGGCUACUUACUGGAAGUAACAGGAUACGCCAACGAGGUGUAUGAAGACACUGAGGAAGAGUAUGCUCGCACGUGGCCCCACGAAAAGGUCUUGGAACGCAUCUUCAACCAGGUCCAUUGCAUCUCCCGAGAGCAGAUGCGGAAACGAGUCGGCAAAGAAACCUUUGAUCUAACAUUUGCUCCGAAGGACAUCGGUGCACCAUCGUCCUCCAACCAGGCUGCGUCCAACGGAAGCACGCCCGUAUCCUACGGAAGUAGCUCCUCAGGUAUGCAAGAUCCGGGAUACCAACCCACUGAUGAGUCGAUGAUGAGUCGAGCCAUUCUCUACGCCGCGGUAGAAUAUGAUGGCGAGAGUCCAGGAUCCAGUGGCUGA
Trichosporon asahii var. asahii CBS 2479 is the source of this 546-nucleotide messenger RNA. RefSeq lists its product as uncharacterized. The coding region runs from base 1 to 546 and encodes 181 amino acids. The record is from RefSeq and is a predicted model, not a curated record. The transcript has 2 exons. NCBI's taxonomy places the organism in Eukaryota, Fungi, Basidiomycota, Tremellomycetes, Trichosporonales, Trichosporonaceae.